AUGGAGUUGAUGCCUUGUCAAUGUUUGCAGGUUUCUUGUCCCAACCUGGAAGUGCUACAACUCUAUAAGGCUAACAGCAUAACUGCUCUGUGCUCUCACCAACUUCCAACUGCCUACUUCAGAAAGCUUGAAAAAUUGGAAGUACGGGAUUGUGGAAAAUUAAGAAACUUGAUGUCUCCGUCAGUGACCAGAGGUCUUCUGAAUCUCCGAACACUACUGAUACAAGAAUGCCAAUCAAUGGAAGAAGUGAUCACAGAAGAAGAACAACAAGUAGAAGAAAUCGUGACUAAUGAGCCCUUAUUUCCCCGAGUGGAAGUGCUGAAACUUUACAGUUUUCCAAAGCUGGGGCAUUUUAUUCUGACUAGGCAUGCUCUUGAAUUUCCAUUUCUUAGAGAAGUGGAUAUUAAUGAAUGCCCUAAAAUGAAGACAUUUAUCCAACAGGAAACUGUGAGUACACUACAUGCUAAGGUUUGUCUCAAUGAUGAUGAGCUGAAAGUUGUUGAUCUCAAUGAACCGAUGUUCAAUUCUAAG
Molecule: messenger RNA, 531 nt
Organism: Capsicum annuum
Lineage: Eukaryota; Viridiplantae; Streptophyta; Magnoliopsida; Solanales; Solanaceae
Product: disease resistance protein RPS2-like
Exons: 1
Source: RefSeq, a predicted model, not a curated record